Molecule: messenger RNA, 4494 nt
Organism: Xyrauchen texanus (razorback sucker)
Lineage: Eukaryota; Metazoa; Chordata; Actinopteri; Cypriniformes; Catostomidae
Product: probable G-protein coupled receptor 141
Exons: 2
Coding region: 69-962 (297 amino acids)
Biological process (GO): G protein-coupled receptor signaling pathway
Cellular component (GO): membrane
Molecular function (GO): G protein-coupled receptor activity; oxysterol binding
Source: RefSeq, a predicted model, not a curated record
AAAACACAUGCACAUAACUUCCUCAUCUGAUCAGCCAGCUUUGACUUCUGCUUUGUUCUGAGGGGAACAUGAUGUACAACACAACAGUGGCAGUCAAUACCAGCUAUACAGAGAUGCCUACAACUAUAUCAUCCCCCCAACUCAACGCACCCUACAAGAUUACUUUGAUCAUCAUAUAUAGUAUUGUGCUUCUGGUGGGCAUCAUGGGCUUAACCCUCAUGAUGAGCUUAUUAAAAACCAACAUUCGCUCAUUAACCACCAUCGCCUUUCUCAACCUGAUGGUGGCGCACUUUCUAUUUCUGCUCACCGUGCCGUUCAGAAUCUACUAUUACGUAUCCGAAACUUGGGGGCUACACCAUGGCAUCUGUAAAGUAGUCAGUGCCAUGAUCCACAUCCACAUGUACAUGGUGUUUACAAUCUAUGCCAUCAUUCUUACCUUCCGUUUCUUGCAUUAUUACAAGAAGACUCAGCGGACGGAGUUCUAUCGGCGGCUGCAUGCGGUGUGCGCGAGCGCCGUCAUGUGGUCUGUGCUGUUACUCAUCAUGCUGCCGACCGUGCUGUCUCAAUACGGCAGCAAGAAUGAAGACAAUGCCCAGUGCUUCAAAUUUGAGAAAGAGUUAGAGAACAAAAGUAUCUAUGCUCUGAACAUGAUUGUGUCUAUUACUAUUGUUCUUGUGUCAUUCGUUCAGACCUGCAUUCAGAUGAUCAUUCUGCACGCAAUGAUACAGAAGUACGGACCCGCCAGUCGCUCCCAGCAGGAAUUUUUGGUCCAAUUGAAGAACCUCUGCUUUGUACUUAUCAUGCUCACCUGCCUGGUGCCAUAUCAACUGUUUCGGCUGCACUACCUGAAACACGUUAAGGACCUUAAUAAGAUAAACGAGGUGUUCCUGGCCAUCACAGCGCUCACCUGUUUCGACAUGCUGACAUUCACUGGGAGAGGGGUGUGGCGGGUGUGCUGUUGAACCUAAAGCUGAGGAACAGUAGUCAGCCCGCGUUAUUUGCACAUCACUGAUGACCAGUCCAGGCCUGCAGAGAUGAAACUGCUAAACUCUUGGAAAAAGGUGUCCGAAGUCAUAGUAUAAGCGAAUGAGAGUAACAGACCAAGUGGCAAACAAACUUUUAAUAAAUUAAAUUAAAAUUACAAUAUGAACCAUAGUUUUCUCAAAUAUACACACUUGUCUUACUUUAGGCAUGCUAAAGUGUUUGUUUCUACAGUAGUCUAAACAUGUGGUGCACAGUAAAACAUUUCAAACAACUACAAUUUAAAGGAAUAUUCUGGGUUCAAUACAAGUUAAGCUUAAUUGAAAGCAUUUGUGACAUAGUAUUGAGUACAACAAAAAAUCAUUAUGACUCAUCCUUCCUUUAUUUAACCUGGAAAGAAUCUCUUUUACAGAAGUGUCCUGGCCACCACAGGCAGCCGCUGAUGUUUACAGUCUUAAAUAACAUAUAACGCUAAAAAAAAAAAAAAGUAUUCUCGAAGUUAAAAGAGAAAAAAUAUUUAAAAACAUUUGCAAAUUGUGGGGGCCUGGGUAGAUCAGCGUGUAUCGAUGGUGACUACCACCCCUGAAGUCACAAGUUUGAAUCCAGGGUGUGCUGAGUGACUCCAGCCAAGUCUCCUAUAAGCAACCAAAUUGGCCCGGUUGCUAGAGAGGGUAUUCACAUGGGGUAACCACCUUGUGUUUGCUAUAAUGUUCUCACUCUCGAUGGGGUGCGUGGCGAGUUGUGCAUGGAUGUUGUGGAGAAUAGCAUGGGCCUCCACACAUGCUACGUCUCCGCGGUAACGCGCUCAACACGCCACCUGAUAAAAUGCGUGGAUUGACGGUCUCAGAUGUGGAGGCAACUGAGAUUCACCCUCUGCCACCCGGAUUGAGGCGAGUCACUACGCCGCCACAAGGACUUAGAGCACACUGGGAACUGGGCAUUCCAAAUUGGGGAGAAAUUAAACAAAUUUGCUUAAUCAAUUCUCGAAUAAAAUAUUUAAAAGUACAUAUUGACACCAGUCUUUAAAUAAUUUUGUAGAAUGUCCCAAUCACAGGGGGCAGCAUACCGAAAAGCUUGUUUCCCUAAUUCUGUUCGAACAAAUGGAACUGAAAGGCUAUCAAAUGAAAAACAAGAUUUAUUUCUGAAAAAAAAGCCUAGCUUUACCUUGAGUUUUGUCCCUAACUGAUUUACUACAUUAGACUUAAAAGAUAAUGAUUCAUCAAACAUGGCUUUAGUUUUAUCAGCAUUUAAAACAAGUUUUAAGCUAUAAAGCAUUUGUUGCACAACAUCAAAUGCAGACUGUAGUUGACACACAGCUUGAUGUGUAGUGGGAGCACAACAAUAAAUAACAGAGUCGUCAGCAUAGAAAUGAAAAAUACAAUUAAUCAAAAUCAAGGCAAUUAAUAUAAAUAGUAAAAAGUAGUGGCCCCAGAACAGACCCCUGAGGAACAUCCUUGGUGAUCUGCAAAGGUACAGAUCAGUGACCUUCCGUUCGCACCCAUUGUGUUCUGUCAUUUCAAUAGUUCACAAAUCCAGAUACAGUAUUAUUGUAUAGUCCUAUAUUUUUAAGUCUAAGUUUCAAUAUUUAAUCAUCGACAGUAUCAAAGGCUUUAGAUAAAUCGAUACAAAGGGAUGCACACUGAUCCUUCAUCAAGGGCCUUGAUGAUGUCGUUCACAACCUUUAUAGUAGCUGUAGUGGUACUGUGUUUUUUUCCUAAAGCCUGAAUGGUUACCAGAUAAAAUAUUAUUUCCAGAUAAAUACAAAGACAAUUGUUCACUGAUAAAAGUUUCUAAAACCUUUGAAAGAAUUCAGAGUUUGGAAAUGGGUCUAUAGUUAUCCAAUUUAGUAGGAUCCCCACCUUUUAACAAAGGAAUAACACAUUUCCACAUCUUUUAAUUUGAGUAUAAGGAAAGAUUAAAGAUAUACGUUAAUGGAGGACAAAUAACGUCUGCUGCUAACAUUAAAAAUAAAGGUUCUAAUUGAUCUGGACCAGCUGACUUAUUUGUAUCUAGUAAUUUGAGAGCUGAUUGAACCUCAUAGAUGGUAAACUGCCGAAAACUAAAAUUAAGUUUCAUUAGACGUCUCUCUCCAUAAUCAAUACCUGAUUUCAUAUCAGUGAUUUUAAGUGCCUGAAAUAAAGAUCCAGUAUCAACAAAGUGCUUAUUAAAAACAAUUAAGCAUUUGAACCUUCCUCAUAAUACAUGGAGGAAGCACUGUAGUCUUUUUAGUGCCACAUAAAGAAUCAAUAUGUUUUCCAAAAUUUCACUGGUUUAUUUAAAUUCAGUGUAGUUUCAGAGAGGAUAUAUUCAGCUUUAACUCUUCUAAACGCUACUGUACAUUUAUUUAAUAAUUGGCUUAAAUAGAGCCAAUCUGGCCCAUGCAACAUCAUGCUCGUAAAGCAAAUUAGAUAAUGUGGAUGAGAAUCAGGGUUUAUCCCGAACUUUAACUCUAUAUUUUUUAAAUGAAGCAUGCUUAUUGAUAAUGGUAGUAGCCUAAACCAUCAUAAAAAUAUGUCCAGGCACACUCAACAUCUGGUAUCAGAAAUGCCUUCUCUCAAUCAAACCGAGCAAGAUUGUGAAAAAAGUCUUGUUCACUAAAUUGAGACAUGCAUCGUCUAAAGAUAAUACAAGGUUUUAUUUUAGGUUUUAUGACCGGGAUUGGUGAUAUGUUCCCAGAUAUCAAUAACAAAAGUAUUAUCAUGCUUCUUUGUGCAGUUGAUUUAACAGGUGAAUCCUUAUUCAACAGGCAUUGUACGGUGAAAAGGACAAUUUUUGAUGGUAUAAUUGUCAGCCUUGAUUAAUACAUACUAAAACAUAAAAUCUACAAAGACCAUAGUCGCUGUGUGAACUGAUUAUUUUGUAGAAAAAUUUGCGUGAGGGAAUUAAAAUAAAUCAGUAAAGAAGUCAGAGUUGUGUUAAUAUAUUUAAGAUUUUGUUUAAAAAAAAUUUUUUAAAUAAAGAAUUAUGAGAAGUGUCCUUUUUUCCACUUUUUUCAACGCACGUUCCUGCUCAGAAGAGAAAACAUGAGCAUACAUCCCAUUUUGAUGAUGGUUGUAUAGUAUUACAGGGUUCGUACAUAUGCUUCAUAGUUAAAUUCAAGGACUUUCAAGCACAUUUUUAUUUGUUUUCAAGGACUAUACUCUAUAUGUCAUUAAAAAAUUGUAUUUGAUAGUUUUAAAUAAAAUAUUUUAUUCAUUCAGUUAAAUUUUUUUAUACCACUUAUUACAAGUACAACAUAUCUCAAUGUUCAUCUUUAACAUUUUGUUCGGUAGCAAUUCUUGGUUAAUUCUUGAUGAAAUUGAUGUGCAAUGGUAGUGUGGUGUGCUCCCUUAAAACGCACUUGAACAACAAAAGUGAAUAACUGGGUCUGUAAAUAGUAGUCCAUAAGACUCAUGUGCUGUGUUUUCAUGUUUUCUAAAGUCACACAACAGAUUUAUGUGAGGAACUGACCCAAAUGGCAAAUGGGUCAUUCUCAAAAAUAAAUAAAUAAAUAAAAAGUUAAAUAAAAGUUGA